GCAGCUGGGGGCGACACAGAGUAAAUUCCAGCGGAGAAUCCAGGAGAGAGAGAAGGAGCUGCAGGAUCUGAGACAGGCUGUGCAGUCACUCAAGCGCUCUGCACAGGCAGCAGUGGAGGACAGUGAGAGGAUCUUUACUGAGAUGAUCCGCUCCAUUGAGAGAAGGUGCUCUGAGGUGAAAGAGCUGAUCAGAGAUCAGGAGAAGGCUGAAGUGAGUCGGGCUGAAGGACUCCUGGAGCGACUGAAGCAGGAGAUUGCUGAGCUGAGGAGGAGAGACGCUGAGCUGGAGCAACUUUCACACACAGAGGAUCACAUCCAUUUCCUCCAGAGCUCUAAGUCUCUCUGUGUCCCUCCUGGACCUAGAGACUUACACAGCAUCACUGUCAGUCCACACGUCUCUUUUGAGGCUGUGAGGAAAUGUGUCUCUGAGCUGAAAGAGCGACUGGAGGACGUCUGCAAGGGGGAAAUGUCUAAGAUCUCCAGGGCAGGCAGAGCAGUGGGUGUUCAUGGCUGCUUUACUGAAGGGGAGACCUGUCCUCUCUGCAUGGAGCCCUUUCAGAAGAAGCAGAGGCUGAUGUGUACUCAUGCCAUCUGUGCAGCCUGUCUGGAGAGAUCUGUAGAAAGACUGGGUCUCCAGUGUCCAGUGUGUCAACAAGCACUCAGAGUGCUGGGAGACCAGCCAAAGGGACAGAUGACACAUUUUACAUUCUUUUCUCAGUAUAUUGUGAUUAAAUACAAUAUCCCUGAUGGAAUACAGACAGUAAGUAAUACUACUUCAUAUUUCAUUACUAUUGGAGACGUGUGA
Molecule: messenger RNA, 805 nt
Organism: Conger conger (European conger)
Lineage: Eukaryota; Metazoa; Chordata; Actinopteri; Anguilliformes; Congridae
Exons: 3
Coding region: 143-805 (220 amino acids)
Source: RefSeq, a predicted model, not a curated record